UCGAUGAAAAUAAUUUUGUUUUCAAAAUGUUUGCUUUUAGACAAAAUCGCCUUCCGAACCAUAUUGCAAGUUUUAGUCGUAAUUUAUGCUGGGUUGUGAUAGGCACCUUGUUUUGGCACUAAAAUAAAAAUAAAUUAAAACCAGUUCUUAUGCUAAUACUUCAAACAACAGCUCGUCUGCUGCAUAAUUGUAUGCGCUUUAUAGAGAGAUUGUAAUUUUCUGAGGGUUUGCAAGAGGUUAAUAUUUCCAGUUGAGAGUAAGCUCCAGGAAUAUGAAUCAGUUCAGUGUUUACGUGAGCACGCAUUAACUCAAACAGCACUUGACACAAAAACAAGUCCACGAUUCGGCGCCAAAAAAUUGCCUACUACUUCGGAUGUGGUUUUGCUUGAAUUGCAGCUAAAUUAAGUUAUCUGAAGCCAACAGCAAGGUUGAGUAUGAUCAGAAAAAGAGAUGGAAAUGGUACUCGGAGAUUUUUCAAGAACACAAAAUCGCUUUGAAGCAGACAAAUAUUUGUUUAAUAAGCGGUCCAAGAGUCUUGUACUUCAUUUUAAAAAAUGGAAGACAGCCGAGCGAGGAAAAUAUACAGAGCACUUCAGUCCAAACAACUGGAAAAAGCUCACAGAACAUGAAAAAAGGCAUGCUGUUCACAAUGCAAGGCCUGUGAUGUUCAUCAUUUCUCCUUCCAAUCUUUACUUCCCCUGUGGGGUAAUAAAUCAAACUCUGUUACAAAUCAAGAUAUUUACAAAAAAGUCCACAGUUGAGUCCUUAAAGAAUCAUCUGCUGGAAACGUAAAGGUCACAAAAAAGGCUCUUAAAGCUGCCACGAAGGAAGUGUAUGAAAAAAUUAAUACUUCAUUCAAAAAGACAUUUGGGGUAACUUUUGCUGUUGCACAAACCAGUGUUCCUGAGCUAAAUGUCCAAGUGAAAAAGUCCCAUGCUGACUUGAAACGAGAAAAGAGAAAUAAAUCCAGAGCUGACAAGAAACAUAUCCAGGAGCAAUGGGCAACGAUGGACUGUGACACCAUGCUUGCCACUAGGCAGACGUACAGCCAACGGCAGCAACAGCAGUCGUUACUUUCCUUUGAAACCAGAGAAGAUGCUGGAAACAGAGCAAACAAAAGAGCACUUCUGGAAGAACAAGGCCAGCAUAAGAAAAGGCACUCCCCAAAGCCAGGUAGUCUUGAUUUUGACAAGGAUGGGCUCCUAGAAGAAGUAAAUGCAAUGAAAGAUGGAGAAAGUAUAUGCAAGUAACUUACUUCAGAUACAGUAUUCCCUCAAAUAAUGUGGCCAUCUUUCAAAUAUCACAUAAUUAUUCCUCAGAUCAUGUGUACUUAAGGCAUCCGUGGUCGAGUGUCUAUCUGUAACCUCCAACGACCCUGGAUCAACAAUCCAUUGACACUCUAUCAACACUCCAUCGACACUUUGGUUGACACACAAUCAUCACUCCAUCAACAUCUCAGUCAACAGUCGGUUGACCAUCGACUAAUUUUUGACCGAUGCAAGUGAGUCUGUCAAUUAACACUCAACUGUCUGUCGACCAACUGUUGAUCAAGUGUCGAUUGAGUGUCGACCAAGUAUCGAUCUGGAUGUUGAUCAGGUAUUGAUUGAAAUGUCGAUUGAGGGUAAUGAUCAACAAUCAAACGCAGAUGCCUUUAGUGCACAUGAUUCUAUUCUUCUUAAAUAACGAUUCCCUAACCCCCCAACAUAAAUUCUCCACAAAUAAAUAAAUGAAUUCAUACAAUAAUGAAAUUAACACAUAGAUUAGCUUCUGAAUGUGUACCAUUCUUAGAAAACAUGAACUUACUGCUUCCAUGUUAUUGUUUUCUAAAAGCAAAAGUUCUGGAAAAAAGUCAUUUGCAGCCCUAAUGUGGAUUAAAAUUUCCUUUUAUAGAUCAAUUUCUCUAGCCUUGCUCGUAAAUAUGGCCUCAUUGAAAAAAACAAAACUGGAAAUAUGGUUGUCAAAGAGUUUCUUAAAGAUAAAGGAGUGCAGUUAUCCAGAUUCGAUAACUUCAGAAACGGAAAGCCAGCUGCCGGACGAGGAUUAAGACGAUUGCAGGGUGGAGAGAUUACAGUCCCAAACCAACAGAUGAACAAAGAGAUCAGGGAAACCUUAAUGGUAAGUUGGGCAAUAAACUCAAACAAAAGGAACUAUUCAAACAUAUCUGGCUGGAAGAUUCCUCUUCUUGAUAUCAGAAAGAGUAUGCUGAAACAACAGGAGUCAAUGGGUUUGAUGCGAAUUCGAAGUGACAGUAGCUAUGACUUGAUGACAGAAGGUGAAAUUAGUUCCAGGCUCAAGCAGUUGGGCAAGGACAAAGGAGAAGAAAGCAUUUCAAAGAGGAAAGAAAAGCUGAACAAAAUAGAACUCAAAAGGCCCCUUACGGUCUGGCGUGACAACUCCACUCUUACUUCAUGUGUGCACAUUGGGAGGUGUGGGUCAUCUGAGGUCGAGCAGCUUGCAUGUAUCAACACCAGAAAGGCUUGUCUGCAAACCCCAGAUGCAACAGUAACCACCUUGAAUGGCAUACAGAUCACUGAUGUGAUGAGGCUUUUCCAUGGUGAUGGCCCACAACAAGAAUUUGAGGCUGGAGAACAGAAAGGUGGAAAUGCUGGAUGUGCCAGUUGCAGUGGUGAUGCCAGACUGUACAAAAAUCUUGCAGUUUCUCUCAGCAGACCACACUUGAGCCUCCCAGAAUGCCUAAAGAAAGUUCUGCAAGGACAUGUUGGCCGACAAAAGAGAAAUGGUGGCAUAAAACCCUUUAAAGACCUUCGUGUAGAAGAGCUGAGGAGGGAGUGUGCUGCUCAUGGGCUACCAUGUGACGGUCAGAAGAAAGAUCUGCAACAAAUUCUGAAGGAGGAGCUUGCUGGGAUACAACAAGUGCCUGCCAUGAUGUUCUUUGACCAAGCAAAGAAAAUGGCACACCUUGGUUUGGGUGAGAAUAAUACCUAUUAUUAUGUACCAGAUUACUAUUCAAUUUUAUGUGUGUACAUGUGCAUACAGACAUACAUGCCUCACGCAAUAAAAUACCCAAGGUUCUGGUCAAAACUGAGAACAAACCUAUGUGAAGAAGUGACAGACAGAAAAGUCUGCAUUUCGAAGAAGGUGGUAAGAACUGAAACUAGCAGUUGUAGUAAGCAAAAACCAGAUAGGGCAGCCACGCAUAAUCUUAUCCAUAUAUUUUAAACAGGAAAUUAUGAAGUCCUAACAAUAGAGCCUCUCCAUGACAUUAAAGAACAUAUAGCCAAUGUCCUGACCAAGUUGCCUUCUAACCUUGAAAAAGAAGAAAAUGGAUUUGACGAGAUCCUAGAAUGUACGUUAGGUAGAAAGGAGAAACUCAGAGGUUGUGAUUACAGACUUGCAGCUGUUAUAGUUGCUCAGUAUUUAAGAGGUA
Orbicella faveolata is the source of this 3388-nucleotide messenger RNA. RefSeq lists its product as uncharacterized. The record is from RefSeq and is a predicted model, not a curated record. NCBI's taxonomy places the organism in Eukaryota, Metazoa, Cnidaria, Anthozoa, Scleractinia, Merulinidae.